Oncorhynchus mykiss (rainbow trout) is the source of this 7640-nucleotide messenger RNA. Its product is annotated as hypermethylated in cancer 2 protein-like. Gene Ontology annotation, molecular function: protein binding; DNA-binding transcription factor activity, RNA polymerase II-specific. Gene Ontology annotation, cellular component: nucleus. Gene Ontology annotation, biological process: regulation of transcription by RNA polymerase II. The record is from RefSeq and is a predicted model, not a curated record. Lineage: Eukaryota; Metazoa; Chordata; Actinopteri; Salmoniformes; Salmonidae.
CUUUUAUUUAAAUUUGGGCCAGGGGGUAGGCUUCCCAGGGAAAUAGCCUGCAGUGGCAAGAUGGCGAACAGAGGGUUGUGAGGUGGGAUGGUAAAUGAAAAACGCGUUCAUCGAUGAAUUAAGGUGUGUAAACCAAAGUGUGUGUGAUGGAACAGCAGAAUCAUUCAAAGCAGCUGCUACUGCAGCUGAACCAGCAGCGAGCCAAAGGAUACCUGUGUGAUGUCAUCAUCGUGGUGGAGAACGCGCUGUUCCGCGCCCACAAGAACGUCCUGGCGGCUAGCAGCGUCUACUUCAAGUCGCUGGUCCCCCACGACAACCUCAUCAACCUGGACACAGAGAUGGUCAGCCCCUCCAUUUUCAGACAGGUGUUGGACUUCAUCUAUACAGGUUGUCUGUCCAGUUCUGACUCUGUCAGUGACCACAGUAUCUCGUCUCUCCUGAUCGCCGCCUCCUACCUCCAGCUGACUGAACUGGCUGCUCUCUGUCGCAGGAAGCUCAAACACAACGGUCAGACCCCCUCCAGCUCCAACAAGAUGACCCCCUCCUCUUCCACCUCCCCAACCCCAAAUGGACACACCCCUGGCCCCCUCUGCCUCUCCUCCACCCCCCUCCACAACCACCAGCACCAUAACAACCACUCAGGGUCCAAGAAGGGGAGCCAGAGGAACCAGAGACCGAGCCAGGAGGGAAGGCUGAGAGAGGAUCUGUCCGAGAAGGUGUUUAUUUCAGGCUCGCGCUGUGCCUCCCUCAGCCCCUCUGGAGAAGGUAGGAGUAAUGGGCUGGGACUGGACCUGUCCAAAAGGAGUCCGUCAGAGAGCACUGCCACAGAGGAGGUGUCCCCCAGCAGUCUGCUCCAGAGCUCUUCCCCCCACUCCUCCUCUCUCUCCCCCACUCCCACUCCUCCCACAACGUCUAGUGCCAAGCCAGAGCCUCCAAAGACCUCCACAGACCUCCAGCCCAGAGCCCCUCGCAAGAGGCCCCGAGGUGAUAAAGUGACCCCAGAGCUGGAGGAUGGAGAGGUGGAUGGAGAGGAGAACGGUCUAGAUCAGAGUGAGGGGAGCGGGCACAGUGGAAGAGGAGGAGGAGGAGGAGGAGGAAGAAAAGGGAGGAGAAACGGAAACACCAACUACAUCUACCGUCAGCCCCAGCCAGGGUUUGAGCCAGGUGUGGGGGACAACCUGUACGUCUGCAUCCCCUGUGGGAAAGGCUUCCCCAGCUCAGAACAGCUCAAUGCCCAUGUCGACACACACACCCACGACCAACUCUACCUGAAAGACGAGGAGGAGGAAGAGGAAGAGGAAUGUGGUGGAUACUUGAAGGACAAAGAUCCGGACACAUGCCCAGAUGACUCUGCAUCAAAGGGGAUGAAGCCUGACCCUGAAGAACCUGGGCAUCUCUGCACUGUCUGCAGUAAGAGCUGCAAGGACGCGACAUCACUACGGCAACACGAGAAGAGCCAUUGGCUGAACAGGCCAUUCCCCUGUAACAUCUGUGGCAAGCUGUUCACUCAGCGAGGCACCAUGACGCGCCACAUGAGGAGUCACCUGGGCCUCAAGCCCUUCGCCUGCGAGGAGUGUGGCAUGCGCUUCACACGACAGUACCGCCUCGCCGAGCACAUGCGGGUCCAUUCGGGGGAGAAGCCCUACGAGUGCCAGCUGUGUGGUGGAAAGUUCACCCAGCAACGCAACCUCCUUAGUCAUAUGCGGAUGCACACCUCGCCCUCAUAGAGGACACUUCACCAUGGUUACUGCAGCUGAACCACAGCUACCUGGGUUCUAUUAGGCUGUCUACCUCAUUUUCAGCUAACCAUCUGGAGCCUCAGUUACCCAUAGUACCUCCUCACCCUUGUAAACACACCUGGCUUCUACCUCAUUUUCAGCUAACCAUCUGGAGCCUCAGUUACCCAUAGUACCUCCUCACCCUUGUAAACACACAUGGGUUCUACCUCAACUUCAGAAACUCACCUUGAAAUGAAUUACCUCACCUUUAUAACCACUCACCCCGAGUAGUAACUUUACCAAUAUUUUCAACCUCUUAACAACUAUCACUUAUACCCUCACCCUCGUAACAACUAUCACCCAUACCCUCACCCUCGUAACAACUAUCACCCAUACCCUCAACUAGGGAUUCAUAUUUUCACGAAAACCUACCAAGUUUUAAUACAGGGAAUAAUUGAUAUUUAUCCCAAGAGUCCCGGGAAAUACCGCAAAAAAAUUGAAGUGCCCAUUCUCAGGCCUUUAAAACCAAGAUAUGUCACUAUGCCUGGGUUCUCCCAAAAUAAGAUUGUCGCUGUGCCACAAUGCCGGCAUGGCUGCGCCACUGUAAAGAUUUCACAGCAAGUGAAACUGAUAUUUAGUAUUGAUAGAGUAACUUUGAUCACCAAUGACAUUGUUGUGAAUUGCGAAACAGGCCGUUCAUGAAUUCCGAGCAUUAUCAUGUUACUCAGUUAAUUUAGCCCAGGACUACUGCUGAAAUAUGCUAUCUCGAGACAGAGCAUGGUCAGGACCCACAGAGCGCACCCAGAGUAGGCUAUAGUGUUGUCGAAUCAUACAAACUUUGUAACGGCAGUCAAACAAAAGUCAAAUGACUAAAGUUGCUACGCUUGUUAACCUCCAUCGAAUGACAAAAUAUCUCCUAUUUGGCAAAAUGGAGUUGAUGAUUAUACAGAUAGCAGAUCAGCUCAUGAAUAACUAGUAGUUGAAGAAAGGAAAUUGUUUUAAAGAUCAAUGUAUCUUAACGGGGACCAUACUCUCUACUCUCAAACUGUUUGUUGAUCUCACAUUCUGUACCGAUGCUCUCAUAUGGUCAGAAAUACGAAACAGCGCAGAGAAGCGGGGGAAAUGUUCCAGGUAUUUUGACAUGCAUUGUUUUAUUUUUGAUUUAUUGAACCUUUAUUUAAUUAGGCAAGUCAGUUAAGAACAAAUUCUUAUUUACAAUGACAGCCUACCCCGGCCAGACCCUGACCCGGAAGACGGUGGGCCAAUUGUGCGCCGCCCUAUGGAACUCCCAAUCACGGCCGGCUGUGAUACAGCCUGGAAUCGAAGACUCUGCACUGAGAUGCAGUACCUUAGACCGCUGCGCCACUCAGGAGCAUAAGCAGACAUGCAUUGAUAGUGCAACCUAUGGAUUACAGAAUGAAGAGACAAGAGUCAAGAUUUCUGGUUUCAGUGGGAUUAUUGGGACUAUAGGAAAAUUGCCUAGGCUCUAUAUAAGGACCUGAGUCAAUAGAUAAUACACUUGAAUUUGGCUACAUUAUUCCAUUCUAAAUGUUUCUGAUCAGUGAUAAACAAAUAAAUUAACUAUUACUUCUACUUGCCCAGCCAAGAUAAAUUAACCAAAUAUAUAGACAGAGAUUCAGUGAAACAAAAUCACAUUGAUUGAUUGACACAGGCUUUUUGUUGCGAGUAGGACAGGCUACAAUGCGAGUGAAGAGCAAGCAGACUUGUAUAACAUGCUAGCAACAUUUUCUGAUCAGCUAAUAUAUGAGCAAACUAGAGUAAAGAUGAUCAUUAGCACUCACCUCAACUUGACUAACAUUUCCCCAGCCUACCAAAUAUCCAAACGGAGAUUCAGUGAAAACAAAAACCGGACAUUGAUUGAUUUAUCUAGACGAGUACCCCACGUUUGUCUCGAAGCAGUGCGAUGGUGCUGUCUCAAUUAAAACUGCUGAAAUGAUCAUCUAGGUGACAACACACGACUAUUGCUUUAAUUUAGUAUAACGGUUGGAUAUAACUUUGGCAGGAUCAGUGUAACCAAGAAUUUGAUACAUGCAAUAAAUUUGCUUUCGCCUACUUUAUUCUAAUAUUUUCAUCAUUCAGUUGAUCAUAACUCAGGUGUUGUCCUCUCUCUGCGCUUUUCCUCAGCCCAAUGCCUGUUUCCUCGUCUCCUCACUCCGGCGCUUCCCACCUCCACCACGUUAUUCUCAACACCAGUUUAAAUCAAUAUAGCCUACUGUUAUCUAGAAAUCUGCCAUUUUUUUUAUUCUGUGAUGUCGGACCAGGCCUGGGAUCAGGCUUCAGCUCACUGGCUUGGGUCGGCCCGGGAUCGAAUUGUCAUUUCUGAUGAGAACUCUAAACUGCAUUCGGGCCUUGUGUGCAAUCCGGCAUUUGCUUUGCAUUUAUGACGACUUUGUGUAAAGAAAAUAUGCUAGGUUAAAGGCUUCCAUGUGACAACUUGUUUGGAUAAUGUACCAUUUUAUUUUUUGCCAAUCUGCUGCUGUAGAUGUUGGGCAUUUGGUGGAAUUGCAUUACUGCGACAUCGGGGUAAAUUUGGUCAUUUCCCGGGUCUUGUCACAAAUGUUUUUCGGGAAAUGUGACAAGUGGUCCAGAGACAGUCCCAGGAUCCCGGUUACCAGUGUUAAUCCGUACCCUCAACCUCUUAACAACUAUCACCCAUACCCUCAUCCGCUUAACAACUAUCGCCCUCAUCAUGGCAACCAUGAUUCCAUACCUCUAUUUGAGAACUGUUCCUCAUCUUACUAAUACCAACCAUUACUUCACCCUUAGAACCCAUCAUAAAUCCACAUUCAGCCAGCCAGCCAGCUGUUCUGGCUAUCUCAGGGUCAACACACCACACCUCUCCAUCUGACAUAAAACCAAAGACGCCUUCCUCCCCAUCCCAGGUGGCUCAAAUAUGUUUUGAUGAUAGCUUUUAGCAUCCAACCAAACUAGCCCUCCCAGGGUAUCAGUCCGUGCUGUCGUUCCUCCAGGCUGUUGUAGCUGUCUCUCGCUGGCCAAUGGGGGACCUCAUUGGCUCUCCUGCCUCAUUAUCAGACACAUACUGGACCCCAGGCAAAGUUGGCUAGCAGUCACUAAUAUUAUGUUCUCCAGCUAGAUAGGACAGGUGAGUCAGCCUAGCCAGUGUGCAUAUAAUAACUUAUCACCUUUACAUACACUGCCUGUUGGAAACGUGGCAUUAUUAGAAAAUGAUCAGGGGUGUUCUAACAGCAAUGUUUGCUUUAUUUGUAGUUCAUAGGUCAGACUUUGUAGUUUAACUUGGGUGUAAAAUGUUUGAGAACUUAGUUAUGCGUUUGUACUGGGUAUUUCUACUUUAAGGGGUUUGGGUCAGGUGGGGGUGUUUCUUUUUAAUUUGAGGCAUCAUAUUCUGUUGGUACCGUUGUUUUGUCUGCAUUUUUAAAAGGCUGGUCUACUGCUACUAGCCCUGUCACACUGCUACCUCUUCACUCUUCACAUUAACCAUUGAAUAAUACUCUCCCAGUAUCCCUGUAUUAAGUUUGCUGUUGGUUUUCAACAAGUUCCUCUCGUCUGUUAAUGCUGUGAGGGGAGAGUAUUGCUUCCUGGAUAAGUGUGUUACUGGUACUAGUGUAUGAUAUUGUAAGGUGAAAUCCAAAGAGAAAAUUAUUGCAAACUAACAACAACUAACGUUUUUCAAUGUCAGUGUAGUUUUAACAAUACUAUUGUGUCCACUCCUAGUUCCACACUAACAGCCUUGUGGUAGAAAUGACUCAUGUUGAUUGGACCAACCUCACCUCAUUGCCUUACUUUGUCUUCACUAUGUCCUCAGGAGGACUACAUACGUGUCAUUUCUGAACAUCUAAGAAUGUGUUGUAAUUGCUUCGUUUUAGACUAGUAAGUACAUAGUUUUAAAAUUCUCUUUCCUACAUGUUUAUCACUUAAGUGUUGAAAAAAAGUCAUUUUUACUUCAGAAAAGUGUAGAUAACUCAGGAACAUUGAUGUCAGGGUCUGGCGUCCAUAAAGUACAUAUCCACACUUAUGAGUUCCGUUAAACUGCAAGACUCUGGUUGUUUUGGUUCAGGCAUUUAGAAUGUCGACAAAUGAAAGAGCAGAGCGAAAAGGAUCAACAUGUUUCAGCUGUGAGGGUGAUAACUCUAAACCAUAUCUUCAGGGAUGGUUCCUCACAUUUUAACUGAAGAACCCUCUGCUGUGUUGUCAAACUGUCUGUACUGUCAGAAAGCAAAAACACUAGUUUCCUAAGCAAGAGAUUUUUUAAAGGAGGUGGGUGGUGAUUAUCUUUCAAAUAACUUCUGGAUAAAAGGUAGAGGUGUUUAAAAUAUAUUAUAAAAUAUUAGUUCUUGAAUGUUAUCAGCAUGCAUUGUAUAAAAGAUACAAGCUUGUUCCAAAUCAACAGACUAUUUUCUAAACCAAAGCACAUACUGAACGACUGACGGCUUGUGUGGUGUAAAGUGUGAGUGUGUGGGAGCGUGAUCUCAUUGUUUACAUAAACCCAACAGUCAGACCUCAGGCAAGGAAUCGUUUUUUCACGUCUAGAAACAAAGAAAAGAACAGCAUUGUUUAUUUGCAUGUAUUGUUGAGCCUGUAAACUUAAGUAUCCGCAUGUUAUGAAAAUAUGAUGAAGCCAUUUUUGAUAUCUUGUUUGUUGUUGAUUGUUUGUUGUGACCAACCAAAUGUUUUACGAAGGGGUAGAAACAACAUGUGAAAAUGGAGUAGGCUGUAAUAUCAAGUUAUUUAGUCUACAACUCAUUAUUUUUAAGAAUAGGAAAUAUUACCUCCUAGUACACCAGUCAGGGAUUUGGUCACAAACCCUUUAUCCAGUUACAUUAUUCUAUUUAUCUCUUACUGUCUCUCUCUCUUAUUAAGUAAGUUGUUGCAGUCACUUCCAGACAGAAUGUAUUUAUUAGUUGGAUCCUGUUUUAAACCGCUUUAUGAUAUCUCAGUGGAUGAUAGUCAGGGGCUUUAUUACUUUGUUACUGCUAAUACAGUUUAGAGAGAAAAUAUGUUAUUAAAGGGUUAGUUAACCCCAAAUAGCUUGACAACCACUCUGUGUGAGAACGUCAAACCGUGAUUUAUUGGGUGAAAGGACCCUUUAAACAUGAUAUGGCUAUAAGUAAGAUCAAGCUCCCAGCCCAAGACACUGGAGACAGUGGGAAUGUACUGCUCCUGUGGUAUAGGUGUUUUGUACCGCUUUUACCUCAUCCAAAGCAUGUAGAACACAAAGAUGAAAUGUUUUUUAUUGUGCUACAUUGUUUCCUGUUUUUCUGAGAAUGUAAUCUGUGUUGUUGUUGUCAUCUGUUCUAUAGGUGGUCUUAUUCAUUGGUAUGGGACCACUGACUCCUGGUACAGAUGCAAUAUGUAUUGUAUUCUACAGAAAGCAUUGGUUUUGUCAAAGCAACUUCUGUUAAAGGCUGGUAUUGUUACUAUUACAGAGACGCUUCUUGUUUAAUCUCUAUCUGAAAACCAAAGGUGUCUAUGGCAGCAUAAAUAUGUACAUAGUCACAUGUGCCACUACUAAUCCAAACCAAGCCACUUAUGAACUAAACCAAAGGCAGUCUAAGGCAGCAGGUCUAUUCAUAUAAUUCCUAAGACUUCUGGGCAUGAAACCAUGUCAAAGCUGGCUUUAUGUAUUCAUUUACUCUGUCUUUGUACAACAAGUUUCUCUGUUCUACUAAAUAUUUGUUCAAUUAUAUAUAUAUUUUUCUCAGUCUUCAACAUGCUUUACUGAGAAACUCCAAAGUUCAAUUCCUCAGAGCUUGUGUUCAGGAGUUUCUUGAUCCGUGUGGUUCUCGCUGCACCACCACGUGAUUCAACACAGCGUCAUGAUUCAGAGUCCACUGGUUAACCUGCAGUCUCUUAAUGUACAGAUAUGAGUGUCAUCUUUAUAAAGAUCUUUUCAUUAAACUUGAUUGGAAAGAACUAAAUGUU